Messenger RNA from Camelina sativa (false flax), 1941 nucleotides. Its product is annotated as putative WRKY transcription factor 3. NCBI's taxonomy places the organism in Eukaryota, Viridiplantae, Streptophyta, Magnoliopsida, Brassicales, Brassicaceae. Gene Ontology annotation, biological process: regulation of DNA-templated transcription. Gene Ontology annotation, molecular function: sequence-specific DNA binding; DNA-binding transcription factor activity. The record is from RefSeq and is a predicted model, not a curated record.
UUGGGUUUUGUUUUGUUCAGUUUCUAUCCUCUCUUUUGUUUCUCAAAAUCGGAAUCGAUGGCGGAGAAGAAGGAAGACCAAGAACAACCACCGUUGAAGCUACUAAAAUCAUCCACCGGACGGCCAACGAUUUCACUCCCUCCUCGACCCUUUGGUGAAAUGUUUUUUAGCGGUGGCGUUGGGUUUAGCCCUGGUCCCAUGACUCUCGUCUCUAAUUUGUUCUCUGAUCCUGAUGAGUUAAAGUCUUUCUCUCAGCUUUUAGCUGGAGCUAUGGCUUCUCCGGCUGCUGCUGCUGUUGCCGCCGCAGCCGUAGUAGCUACUGCUCAUCAUCAGACACCUGUGAGCUCUGUCGGUGACGGCGGCGGUGGAAGCGGUGGUGAUGAUGUUGACCCGAGGUUUAAGCAGAACAGACCAACGGGUUUGAUGAUUACACAACCACCGGGGAUGUUUACUGUACCGCCGGGAUUAAGUCCGGCGACUCUUUUGGAUUCUCCUAGCUUCUUUGGUCUUUUUUCACCUCUUCAGGGAGCAUUUGGUAUGACACACCAACAAGCUUUAGCACAAGUCACUGCACAAGCUGUUCAAGGCAAUAAUUAUGUUCAGAUGCAGCAAUCACAACAAUCUGAGUAUCCUUCCUCUACACAACAACAACAACAACAAGCUUCACUGAUUGAGAUUCCAACAUUUUCUACUGAGCAUCGAUCCCAGAUUCCCUCGCCGCCGGUUCAAGAUUCAUCGCAGCAGGGUCAGAGAGAAACUUCGGAUAUAUCAGUCUCUGAGCAUCGGUCACAGCCUCAAAAUGCUGACAAACCAGCUGAUGAUGGAUACAACUGGAGGAAAUACGGGCAGAAGCAAGUGAAAGGGAGUGAUUUUCCUCGGAGUUACUACAAAUGUACGCAUCCAGCGUGUCCUGUCAAGAAGAAAGUGGAGAGGUCUCUCGAUGGACAAGUGACAGAGAUCAUCUACAAGGGUCAGCACAGUCAUGAACUUCCUCAAAAGCGCGGCAACAAUAACGGGAGUUCUAAAAAUUCUGAUGUUGCAACUCAGUUUCAAACCAGUAACAGCAGUCUCAACAAGAGUAAGAGGGACCAAGAAACAAGCCAAGUUACGACAACAGAACAGAUGUCUGAAGCAAGUGAUGGUGAAGAGGUUGGUAAUGCAGAGACUAGUGUGGGAGAAAAACACGUGGAUGAGCCUGAUCCCAAGAGAAGAAACACAGAAGUUCGGGUUUCAGAACCAGUUGCUUCAUCGCACAAAACUGUGACAGAGCCUAGGAUUAUUGUCCAAACGACGAGUGAAGUUGAUCUCUUAGAUGAUGGAUAUAGGUGGCGCAAGUAUGGUCAGAAAGUAGUCAAAGGAAAUCCUUAUCCAAGGAGCUACUAUAAGUGUACAACACCGGCUUGUGGAGUAAGGAAACAUGUAGAGAGAGCAGCAAAUGACCCGAAAGCUGUUGUAACAACCUAUGAAGGGAAACAUAACCACGACGUUCCUGCUGCUAGAACCAGCAGCCAUCAGUUAAGACCAAACAAUCAACACAACAACUCAACGGGUAACUAUAAUCAACAACAGCCUGUUGCGCGUUUAAGGCUUAAAGAAGAGAUAUAGAAGAAGCAUAAGAAGGCGCUUGAGCUUCUGUGAGUUUAAUGAAUCAUCCUUUUUUUGGGUAAUGAACCUGUUGUGUUACAUGUUUACUCAAAUUACAACAGGUCUCCAUGGACAGAAACUCUGAUAUUACAGGUCUAAAGGUUUGCUCUUUUAUUUCAUGUUGGAAUCUUUUGUGUAAUCGUAGAAGAUUUAGGAGGUAAUGUAAAAACCAGAUUCAAGAGAUUCUGGUCUUAUGUGAAUUCUUUUGUACAUGGGGAAAACAAAAAUUACAGGGAUCCUUUUUUGUUCUUGUUGUAGUAGUUUAAGUUUGUGGAGUAAAUGUUUUUUUUUUUCUUA